AUAGACGACGUUCUUCCCGUCCCAACAAACCUAGCAAACAUCGUCGCGUCUCACUCCUCUGUCUCUUACUUUCACAAGAUUCUCACACCAGAGAUCAUAGACCGUCUCAAUUCCUCUUCAGAGCUCACCCUCUUCCUCCCAGAGGACACUGCAUGGGACGCCCUUGAUCCCAUUGAGAAACUGUAUCUCGAGAGUGGCUUUGCGGCCCACGACCUUCGUCGUAUCUUUGAGAUGCACACAGUAGAGAAGAAGACUGUGAAAUGGUCCGACUCGUUUCAGCCUGCGAUCAAUUUGACCACUCUUGACGGCCAGACGUUAAGGAUCGUGACCGCUCCCGACAAAGUGCUCGUUUCUGACGCCGAGCUCAAACAGCCAGACAUCUACGCCUCCAAUGGCGUUCUCCACACUGUCUCUUCCUUGCUCAUUCCUCCCGGCGUACUGCAACUGACACCAGAGAAAUUCCUUCUCACUUUGCACUGUACCCACUUCAUCUCGCUUAUCCAUUCGGUCAACCUCACUCAUCUAGUGAACGACACGCAAGCGAAGUACACCAUCCUUGCCCCUCAAGACGAUGUUAUUGCUAUGUAUGGAGACGGUGAUUUACCGGAGAAGGGUAGUGAGGAACUGAAGAAGUUGCUGAAAUAUCACUUCCUUCCGGGCCAGUGGAAUCCGAGCAAAUUGAAGGACGGAAUGCUUAUACAGACCGAGUUGGAUGAACCUGGAUUGGGCUCCGGAAGGCAAGUUCUCGAGGUAGAGGUCAGCGGGCAUGGGAAAGAGAAAUCCGAAGCUUCGAUCAGCUUUGGCGGUGCCUCUAUCGUCGGAGAACCUCACGAGAUAAACAACACAUUAAUCUACUUCGUUUCUCGACCGCUCGCACCGCCUGAUAAUGCGUUGCAAGUGGCACUUCCUUCUCUCGACCUAUCUUCGUUCCUUGCCGCCAUCUUUUCCUCUUCGCUAGCUGACUUUCUCAAGACAACACCCCGCACAACGCUUCUCAUCCCUCAUAACGAUGCGUUUAAGCGCUUGGGUCUCCUAGUCAGCGAGCAUCUUCUCUCUGCUUCUUCGAAAUCCGAUCUAGAACAUGUCAUCCUGCACCACGUACUCGACGAUGUCGUAUAUGCUCAGAGCUUGCAAAACAGCUCCGCCCGGACAUAUGCGACUUUGGAAGGCUCAGACCUCCACGUGGAAAGGACCGCGAAUGGCUCGAUCGUUCUCAAUGCUAGUGGCGGUUGGGCCGGCCUGAACUCCGAUCUCUACCCGAGAAACAUGCUCACCCAGACUGGGGUCGUGCAUGAACUCUCCGACGUACUUAUCCCACGCUCUCUCGAUCUUACUGUCGGGAAGCUUGUCAAGGCAGCUAAGGGCACGACGAUGACAAACAUGGUCGUCAAGGCGGGCAUGGACUGGACUGGCACAGGAUGGACGCUCCUAUGCCCCACAGACGACGCGUUCAAGCCGUUCAACCUGACACAGCUGUACUCGAACACGCGCAUCCUGCGCGCGAUCGUCAGCCAGCACCUGAUCAAGGUGCCGCAGUCCGUCGAGGUGUCCGACGCGCCGAAUAACAACCGCCCGCUGUCGCUCGACAACUCCGCCACGUACGCGACGCUGCUCUCGCCAUACUCGGACUACGGCGACGUCGUGUUCCGCGCGCUCGAGGGCGGCGACCUGGUCGUCGGGAUCAAGGACGCGCGGGGCACGAACGGGCGCGCGGACUCUGCGCGCGUGCUGGCGUGGGGCCGCGCGACGACGGGGUCCGGCACGGGCGGCGUCAUUCAGAUCGAUCGCUUGCUGGUUCCGUACCAGCCGCCGUGGUGGAUAGCGUUCGGUGCGCCGGUCGCGGUUGGCGUGAUCGGCUCGCUCGCGAUCUGCAUGUUUUUCUUGGGCGUGAGGGCCGUGUGGAGGAGGGACGCGACCGAGGCAACGUACGAGCCUGUCGGCGGGUUUUCCAGGGAAGAGGAUGCGCUUGUCGACGCGUGA
Messenger RNA from Heterobasidion irregulare TC 32-1, 1980 nucleotides. RefSeq lists its product as uncharacterized. The annotation marks the transcript as partial. Lineage: Eukaryota; Fungi; Basidiomycota; Agaricomycetes; Russulales; Bondarzewiaceae. The transcript is spliced from 5 exons. The record is from RefSeq and is a predicted model, not a curated record.